CGGAUCCAUCUUACACCAGCGGUACGCGCCAACGGCGACCUUUCAUAAGCAUGCGUCUCAGAAUUACUGUGCAACGGCAUGGCCUACCGGCGACCAGUAUCCUCUGGAGAGUCCCAGAACAUCCCAAUCCAGAGUACUAUACCAUCGCCGGAUUACUCGAGGACCUCAACCAUGUCAUUCCACUUGAGGCACCGGAUUGGGGUUUGGAUGACUAUGUAGUGCUGGUGGGAGGCUUUGAGUGUGUUCACUUUGACUCGGUCCGCCUUCUCCUCAAGGAUGAGGACGAGCUCCUGAUACGUGCACUAUCCACCAACGAUAUUCGCGCCCGAAGACUCAGCGGUCGUUAUCAAAUAUCAGAGAGCGGGCAGCAUCUCGUCGAUGGCAUUCCUUUUGGGCGGCCCUUGCUGAGAUGGCCACGGCGACCCCAGAUUCAGAUACCACCUCGGAAGCGGCCACGGAUGCUCGAUGACCCUGAAGACGUUGGAGUAAGCCUAUCGACAGAGGCAGAUAAUCGCGAUGAAGAACAUGAUCUAUCUGCGCGUUUGAUCACAUCGAACGGCGGCCCACACAUGAUGAAUGCUUCGCGUUCAAGCAGUGAGGAUGGGAAAGCAGAUAACUGUCAGAUAACGCUGUCCACGCGAACGAGGAGGAAUCACAAGUCAGUGCAAUUUGGCGAACUGCCCGAAGCCGAGAUAGACAGCGAUGAAGACGAUGACGAGGAUUUUGAAGUUGACAACGAGGAUUCAAGCUCAGAUGAGGACGAUUCGGACGACAUCUCAUCUGGAGAGAGUUCGCCUACUUCCUCGGAGGCAUCAGUAUCAUCAUCUUCAGAUGAGGAGACAGAGUCCGAUUCUGAUACUCAUGGUGCUGAGAGCGGUGACGAGAGCGAGAGCAGCGAAAGUGCGGGGCCUGAUAUAUUGUCCUCCAAACCUGCGGCCGCCCGCGUAAGCGCACCAGGGCAUGGACAGAAACACACAAAGUAUCGCAAUCGUAGGCGUCAGGAUUCCAAGAAACUGAAACAGCUCAAGGCGUCUGGGAAGCUCCAUCCUGAUGCAACAUUAGAGGAUUUUCGCAAUUAUGUGAAAAAGUCCAAUAUUGGGAGCGAACAGCAAGAUGCUGGAACUGCUAGGAUGACUGACACAGUCCAAGGCACAGCAGGGGCAAUUGGUGAGACGACAUCUCUCACAACUUCAAACGUUAGGAAGAGGAAGCACUCAGAAAAGGCACCAAUCUCUGAAGGCACGACUGACACGGUGCGCUCUGAUAUCCAUUCAGACCUGGAGAAACGAAAGAGAGAACUCCUUGACCAACUCGAGCAAGUGGCCUCCCCCAUGGAAUCGUCCCCUGCAGAGUCGGCACGAAAACGGCUUAAGCCAAACGUAGCAGCCAUCGGAAGAAUCCUGGGGCGACAAACAAGACCACUCAAUAAACGUUCGAGGGCAGACGUUCCUGUCACAUUUGAAGAAUCACCAACCCCUGUUGACCCAGACUUCUACAAGUCAAGAAUCAAUGUCUCAGCCUUUGAGACCUAUCAUAGCGGUUACAGUCUUGGCCCCCCGCCUUUUCCCUUCAAGCAACAUUGGGAUCCUGCUUGCGAAACCAUGCAGUCAAUUGAUCGAGCGGACAGAAAGAAGAACGGGAAGAAGACCAAAUAUCAGAAUUCUUCGUACACUGCGGCUCAUUCUGCCCCGGAAUCCGCCCUCAGUACCUCCGAGAAUGUGGACGGCGCGGUCCUUGACUAUGGCGAAGCUUCUAGCCUAGACAUGGAUACAGGCACUGCUAUUGAGGACCAGAUUCGCCUGGACGUAGCAACUGCCACGACGCAGAAGGCCGACCUGCCAGCUCUUCCGGAUCAACCGGAAACAUUACCUGAGUUGUCCCCGGGCGAUGUCAAACCAGGCGCCAUUAUAAUCUUCAAGUACUUGGCCUUUGACCAGGCGAACCCAAUGCCCGAGCUAAGCGACUUCGUAACGGGCAGGAUAGAGCAGGCUGAGCCUGAUCAUCCAAUACACAUCAAGCUCGCGAAUCGCGACCGAACCAAGCUGUACAAGGAGGGGAAGAUCGACAAGGAUGGGAACCCUACUUUCGGGGGUGUCGAGAUCUCUAUAAGUGACGAGGAGGUGGUCCUGUUCAUGGAGUUUCCAUUUCUCCAUGAGGCCCGGCUCCUGGUUGCGCCGAGCGAUUGAGUUCUAGAUUUCUCGAACAGGCCCAGCGCUGGUUCGAGCUAUUACCCGCUUAGGCUUUCGAUGACGGACAUUCAAUGACCGACUAGCGUUAUACAUCACCAGUCUUGGAAGGGCACUGUUAUACCUUGUGUGUCAGGUCGGAGAAUAUGAUAACAUUAUAUGUAUAUGAAUAAUAAAAGCCAUUGAGCGGCCCGUGGC
Molecule: messenger RNA, 2384 nt
Organism: Westerdykella ornata
Lineage: Eukaryota; Fungi; Ascomycota; Dothideomycetes; Pleosporales; Sporormiaceae
Exons: 2
Coding region: 51-2186 (711 amino acids)
Source: RefSeq, a predicted model, not a curated record